AUGAUUUACGGAUACGAACCUGUGCCAAUAUGUCAAGAUCUACUAUCUCCUCUGUCAUCUGAAGGAACUUGGGAGAAGCUGUCCCAGGUUGCUGUCAAGGGUGCUGAAUAUGACUCUCCCGAACGCCAGCCCCAUCCGAAAUGUUUGGAAGGGACCAGGGUGGAGCUUCUCAACUCCAUCCACGGAUUAUUAGACAACCAAGAGAAGAGCCAAUUAAUUUGGCUGCAUGGCACGGCGGGCGUCGGAAAGUCGGCCGUUGCGUUCACCGUAGCAGAGAGGAUGAAAAUGAGAGACCAGACGAAUAACGAAAGGCGGCUCGCAGGAACGUUCUUUUUCUCGCGCAAGCACACGAAAUGCUGCACGACUGGAUCUUUCUUUGCGACGCUCGUCUAUCAGCUCGCUAGAAAUUUUCCCAGCAUUCGGGAGGACGUGAACAAAUCCAUCCGCGAGAAUCCCGCUCUUCUAGACCCCAACAAGUCUCUCCGCGACAAGAUGGAGGCGUUCUUUCUCCAGCCUCUCCGGAGGCUUCAAUUCAGAUUGCGCGGGUGUCCACCUUUGUCAUUUGUUGUCGAUGCCCUUGAUGAGUGCACAUCCGAAUCCGAGCUGGCCGACCUCAUCUCUCUGCUUGGUCAAGCUCUCCGUGAACCUGAUCUUCCAGUCACCCACGUGCUACUCACGAGUCGCUCAGAAGAGCAUAUCUGUAAAGCCAUUCGGAGAGAAGAAAUGCGCCCACUGGUGUGCGAGAUACCAGUGGACACUUCUGGGAAGGGCGUUGCAGCCACGAUCUCAGUAGACGGCGCAGACGUCGACAAUGAUAUCUAUAUUUUCUUGGAACAUUCCUUCAGACAACUGCAACGUCACCAUCCAGGUUUCCCUCAGCCACCAAGAAAUCAACUUGCGCGGCUUGCUAGCCGAGCGAGCAGACUCUUCAUCGUCGCGUCUACGAUGAUGAAGUUCAUUGAUGAUGGAUACCAUGAUCCCCGCGAUCGGCUUCAGCUCAUGCUUGAGCUAGCAAGUGAACUUCUACCAGGAACGGAAGUGUACAAAUUGUAUGACAGUAUCCUUUCCACAUGUGCCGACCCCAAGUGGGCAUACCUGCACUUAUCCGUCGUUGCUGCCCUUGCGGACCCUCUGUCCAUAUCGCAGAUCUCACAACUGCUCGGGCCUUAUCAGGGUAGGGAUGUCGAGACAACACUGGUGACGCUACGGUCCGUCAUGAAUAUUCCUACUGAUAAUCGUUUCCCCGUGGUUAUCUAUCACUCGUCUGUCCGUGACUAUGUUUCCGACCCUUCAAACUGUAGCCUUCCUCAAGUACAACGCAUCACCUCACCCCACACCCUACUCGCUCAUUCCUCUUUCCGCUUGAUGAUGCAAGACAUUUCGGAAAGCACGGCCCUCCUCGAUGCGCUCUUGGAAUUGAAGAGGCAGAGCCGAUUCAUGAAACCUCAUGGCCCUCAGAGCUUACGGCAGUCAUUAGCCUUUGUCGUCCAGCCACCGGAGCCACUGCAAGCUCUUGUAGGUUUGUUAUGGCUUCGGGGAGAUCGUAGUUUAGAUGUACAACCCUGGUUAGAGACUCUGGGUGGGCGCGCCUGGCUGCAGACGCCAUCGGGAAAAGAGUGGCUGCGAACCCACAGCGGGGAAGACUGGCUGCAUACCAAGGUGGGGUUAGAUUGGCUGCAGACGCAGGAGGGGUUAGACUGGCUGCGGACACAGGGCGGACGGCACUGGCUCCAGACACAAGGCGGGCAAGAUUGGCUUCCGACUCAGGACGGGCAAGAUUGGUUACAGAUCCAGGAUGGACGAGACUGGUUACAGACCCAGGCCGGGUGUGACUGGCUGCAGGCCCAGGACGGGCAAGAUUGGCUGCAGGUCCAGGGUGGGCGAGAUUGGUUGCAGACACAGGGUGGGAGAGUGUGGCUGCAGACCUUGAGCGGGAGAGACUGGCUUCAGGCACCGCCCGGGAGAGAUUGGCUGCAGACCCCACCCGGGAGGGUGUGGCUGCAGACACAAGGCGGGCGUCUGUGGAUGCAGACCCAAGAUGGGCAAACCUGGCUGCAAACCUGGAGCGGGAGAGAGUGGCUACAGACCCAGAGCGGGAGAGAGUGGCUACAGACCCAGAGCGGCCAAGAGUGGAUGCAGAGCUGGAGUGGGCGAGAAUGGCUCCAAUCCGAGGCCGGACGGACGUGGCUGCAGUCUCAGGUAAGGCCAACCCAGCUGCAGACCCAGGCUAGACGAACGUGGCUUCAGACUCAGUAUGCGGAAGCUUGCUGGUCGAAUCAGUUCAAGGACGUUCAAUGGCGGGGCGAACAUGACUGGCUACGGUCUCAAGGUGGACGCGAAUGGCUGAAGAGCGAGGAUGGGCAAUCCUGGCUGCAGAUGCACCAUGAUCAAGCAUGGCAGUCGACUCCUGCGAUGUCGGUCUGGAUGACAAUGGAAGAAUUCUCGAGUAUGUUGGAAGCCGUCAGUGAAUACAUAAUCAUCCCAGAAUCCCCUUUACCGCCUGCCUUUCAAGUGAUCCAGCAGUUUAAGAGCUUACCGGAUUUCUUGAUGCUUCCGGCGUUCCUGGCGUUAAGGUCCCAGGAUCAUUCCACCUCUGUGUUCCCACGGGAUCGUUUUCUACCAGACGUGGAGAUAGUCCACGCUAUGGCUUCGUUUGCAAUGGUUGCAAACGAAACACGGGAAAGAACUCAAUCAGCUUCAGACGCUCUCAAGUACGCCUGUCAAAACUGGGCCUUCCAUCUCUCGCGAGCUCCUAGUCCAUGGGAUGACAGGCUUAACCGUGCAUUCAAGCUCUUCUGGGAUCGUCACCUCCUCUCCUGGCUCGAAAGGCAGUGGUGCCUGAAAGGCUUGCGGUCUUGCCUUAUUGCUUUAUCUGAGGGGCAGAAACUUGCAAAGUCGAUGAGUCAAAAUCCAUCUCCUCUAUCGUCUGAAGGAACUUUGGAGAAGUUGUCCCAGGUCGCUGUCAAGGGUGCUGAAUAUGACUCCCCCGAACGCCAGCCCCAUCCGAAAUGUCUGGAAGGGACCAGGGUGGACGUUCUCGACUGUAUCCACGGAUUGUUCGACAGCCGAGAAAGUCAAAUGAUCUGGCUGCAUGGCAUGGCGGGUGUCGGAAAGUCUGCUGUUGCAUUCACUGUAGCCGAGAGGAUGAAAGCUCUGAGAAUGGCAGACGAGACAAAUCACGAAAGGCGACUCGCGGGAACAUUUUUUUUCUCGCGCAAGCACACGAAACGCUGCACGACUGGUUAUUUUUUUGCAACGCUGGCCUACCAGCUUGCCAGCAAUUUUCCCGUCAUCCAGGAGGACCUGAACAGAGCCAUCCGCCAGAAUCCCGCCCUUCUAGGCCCCGAUAAGUCACUUCGCGAGCAGAUGGAUGCACUAUUUCUUCAACCUCUCUGGAGGCUCCGAUACAGGCUACGCAAGUCUUUGGUGUUUGUUAUUGACGCCCUUGACGAAUGCACAUCCGAAACUGAGCUUGCUGAUCUCAUCUCCCUGCUUGGCCAAGCUCUUCGUAAACCUGAUCUACCCGUGAUCCACAUUCUGCUCACGAGUCACUUGAAAGCACAUAUUCGUGAAGCCAUUCAGAAAUUAGAUGCGCAGCUGGUGCACGAGAUACCUGCAACAACUUAUCGGGACGGUACCAUCAUCUCGUUAGACGGCCCAGAUGUUGACCAUGACAUCUAUGUUUUCCUGGAGUAUUCCUUUACACAGCUGCAACGUCGUCAUCCCGAUUUCCUUCAACUACCAAGGGAUCAACUUAUGCGGCUUGUUAGCCGAGCGGGUAGACGUUUCAUCGUGGCAUCUACGAUGAUCAAGUUUAUCGAUGAUGGAUACAGAGAUCCCCGCGAUCGGCUUGAGCUCAUACUCGAGUUAACGUGUGACUUUCUACCAGGAACGGAGGUGUACAAGCUAUACGACCGUAUCCUUUCCACAUGUGUCGUCCCCGAGCGGGCAUACCUCCACUUGUCCAUUGUUGCUGCCCUUGCGGACCCUCUGUCCAUCCCGCAAAUCUCGAAACUUCUCGGUCCUGGACAGGGCAGUGAUGUCGAACCAACGCUGAUGCAGCUACGGUCAAUUAUGGAUAUUCCUACCGAUAGCCAUCUUCCCGUGAACAUCUGUCACUCGUCCGUCCGUGACUAUGCUUCCGACGCCUCAAAUUGUGGCCUUCCUGGAGUGCAAAACCUCACAGCCCACUCCCUACUCGCUGAACACUCCCUACGCUUGAUGAUACGCGACAUUCCAGGAUGCACGACCCUCCUGGAUGCUCUUUCAGAAUUGAAGAAGCAAAGCAAAGCCAUGCAACCCGAUGACCCCCAGAGUUUAAAGCAGUCAUUAGCCUUUGUAGUCCAGCAUCCGGAGCCAUUGCAAGUUCUUAUAGGUCUGCUAUGGCUCCGAGGAGAUCGCGGUCCAGAUUUACAAUUCUGGCUAGAGACUCUGGAUGGGCGUGCAUGGCUCAAGACCCAGCGUGGGAAAGACUGGCUUCAGACCCAGUGCGGAGAAGAUUGGCUGCACACCAAGGAUGGGUUAGAUUGGCUGCAGACGCAGGAUGGGUUAGACUGGCUGCAGACACAGGGAGGACGACACUGGCUGCAGACACAGGGCGGGCGAAACUGGCUUCCGACUCAGGAGGGGAAAGACUGGCUGCAGACCCAGGAUGGACGAUUCUGGCUGCAGACCCAGGACGGGCGAGAGUGGCUUCGAGAUGGGUUCGACUGGUUGCAGACUCAGGGUGGGCGAGACUGGUUGCAGGCCCAGGGCGGACAAGAGUGGUUGCAGCUGCAGGGUGGGCGAGAGUGGCUGACUCAGGCGGGGGGAGAGUGGCUGCAGACCCAGGCUGGACGAGUGUGGCUGCAUUCCCAUGGCGGACGAGGGUGGCUACAGUCCCAGGACGGGACAACGUGGCUACAGUCCUAUGACGGACGAGAGUGGCUACAAUCCCAGGGUGGCCGAGAGUGGCUACAGACGCCGAGCGGGGGGGAGUGGUUGCAGUCACAGAGUGGUCUUGAGUGGCUGCAAUCUCAACCUGGGCGAAUGUGGCUACAGACACAGGCUAGGCCGACUCAGCUGCAAACCCAGGCUAGGCGAACGUGGCUGCGGGACCAGAUGGCAGAAGCCUCGAGGUUAUUCCUGAUCGCGGAAGCUUCGAGGUUGCACCAGCUCAGCGAUAUCCGGUUACAGGGCGAGCCAAACUGGCUGCGGUCCCAGGGUGGGAAAGAAUGGCUUCAGACAGAGGCCGGGCAUUCCUGGCUGCAGACGCAGGAUGGUAGAGACUGGCAGUCGACUGCUGCAGCGUCUGUGUGGGCGACGAUGGAAGAAUUUUCGAGCACAUUCGGGGCCAUCAGAGAGUACACAAUCAUCCCAGGAUUGCACAUGCUGCCUGCUUUUCAAGUCAUCCAGCUUUUCAGGACAUUGCCCGAUUUCUUGAUGUUUCCGGUGUUCCUGGCGUCACGGCCCCAGGAUCAUUCUACCUCUGCGUCGACACAAAUUUGUCUUCCGCCAGAUGUAGAGAUUUUACGUGCCAUGACAGCCUUUGUGGCAUUCGCACAAGAAGCGCAGGAACGGAGUCGAUCAACUUCUAGCGCUCUCAGUUACGCAUGUCAAAACUGGGCCUUCCAUCUCUCCCGAGCUCCACACCCGUGGGAUGACGGGUUCAACCAUAUAUUCAAGGUUUUCUGGAAUGGUCGUCUCCUUUCCUGGCUCGAAAGGCUGUGGUGUUUGAAAGGUCUGCAUUCUUGCCUCGCAGUUUUAUCCGAAGGGCAGAAACUUGCACAGGUGUGUAUGUUUGCGAUGGUUUUCACCACGCAGCACCUAACCUCCGCAUAUAGGCACAACUCCAAGCUCCAUAAUCAUCUCAGUCAUGAGUCUGGUGCUGUCGAUUGUAUGCAACAUGUCAUACUUAUCGACAUCGGUCUCUUCCCCACACGUUGCUUGAGUGUUUAUAGCACUCAUGCGCUCAGUGACGUGCGCAUUGAGGUAGAAGAAGCCCCAAUACAGUCCGAGGCCCACCGCCGCCUCUAUCCAUCUCUCGCCUCUCGUCAUCACCCACCGUUCCUCGCUACCGCCCACACAUCCACAUCCACCACCGAGCCCUACCAUCACUCAUCACCUGCUCGUCUGCCCCCGUCGCCACCCCACCCAGCCGCCACCCCUCACCCUGCAGCCUGGCGCUAUCAUUCUCCCACCCCCAUUCACACUCACACUAUCGUCCACUUACACUGUCACUCCCUUGAAUUCACGCACGAUCUAGUUGUAAUUUAA
Messenger RNA from Suillus paluster, 6255 nucleotides. RefSeq lists its product as uncharacterized. Bases 1 to 6255 code for a protein of 2084 amino acids. The transcript is spliced from 5 exons. Lineage: Eukaryota; Fungi; Basidiomycota; Agaricomycetes; Boletales; Suillaceae. The record is from RefSeq and is a predicted model, not a curated record. Gene Ontology annotation, molecular function: calcium ion binding.